CCCCGCUUGCCCGUCCUUGGCCCGAUUCACGCGCCUCGGCUACUCCGGGACCAUCCCCGACCCGCCCCACACCGCUCUCAGUGCAGUUGUUGGUUCGGCCCACGCAUUCACGCGGAUGUGCGUCGACACCGUUGUGAAGGACGCCUUAGCAGAGGCUUGAAACCCGAUAAUAUUGCAGUACGAUACGUUACUGGAUUCAAACCAAUGAGAUCGCACCCAUUAGCGAAUUUAAAGAGGGCUCGACGGACAGCACAAAUGAUGAGCAGCCUAUGCUGCAAAGGCCAGACUAGUACUACAGCCAUCUCCAACCAGCGUGGACUCACUACGUGACUUAUACUGUACCAGCCGUACACAUAUACACCCAGACAUAUUGUGAGGUAGCAUUUGUAGGAUUCAACGGCGGAGUCACCUCACACGGUGGCAGCCCAACAGUCAAUAAAUAACCUGGCCGAGUGGAGAAUAUGCAUGCACGGGAUCCUGAGUCAAUUUGGAGAGUGCAACUGCCGAAAGUAUUCCUGGCAAAUGAGGCGUCCCACAUACGACCGUGAUAGCAGGCGACUUUUCAUAACGAGCGAGCACACUCGCGGGCACUUCGCACAGUACUGGCAUAACAUUGGACAUAUUCCAUGCAUUAGUAUGGUCAGUACGGAGGCGAGCACGAUCUGCUUUGGUUUCCGCCAUCCUCUGACACCUCUGACACGAGGAUACGCACGGGCUGAUUUUUCUCUGCAUCGAGUCUUUAUUGGCUUGCGCCGCGCUGUGUCUUGUUCAUCGAGAUGCAUCUUGGUUUGACCUUCAGCUGUUGGUACGCAUGAUUCGACCUCAAUACACCUAUGUAAGUAGUUGACGUGUUGCCGUCGCUUCCGAGUCCUGUUUUUAUGCUACGCUCAGGAUACGCCGUCUUCCCCCUCGUUAUUAUACGUGGAGAUUUCGUGUUGAAGUGCAGUGCAACAUUUGAUCCUAUCCGCGGGUCUUGAUAGCUAUCCAUUAAUGUCAAUGUGUAGCUGAUUG
This is a messenger RNA of Fomitopsis serialis, 1011 nucleotides long. RefSeq lists its product as uncharacterized. Lineage: Eukaryota; Fungi; Basidiomycota; Agaricomycetes; Polyporales; Fomitopsidaceae. The coding region runs from base 466 to 792 and encodes 108 amino acids. The transcript has a single exon. The record is from RefSeq and is a predicted model, not a curated record.